Molecule: messenger RNA, 1557 nt
Organism: Penicillium nucicola
Lineage: Eukaryota; Fungi; Ascomycota; Eurotiomycetes; Eurotiales; Aspergillaceae
Exons: 3
Coding region: 1-1557 (518 amino acids)
Source: RefSeq, a predicted model, not a curated record
AUGUCUCACACCUCCCUCCAGUCAGGAAACUACGACUUUCCUCCUGCUUCGCCUUCUUCGUCCCGCUUCUCUCGUCCAACUGGCUCCACCGAACGAGGCCCUGACGUACCCCGUCUCCAGCAUCUCCGCAAUCUAGUCAACGAACGAAACCGCUCCGGUGCUUACAAUACUUUCAGCGCGACCCGUGCCUUAUUAACGCUGAAUCAAGAGAUUCUUGAACAUACGCUCGACCGAGUACGAGAUCGAACCGACUUUGAACAAGCUCGGACUGCUGUGGAUCGCCAAAUUCAACAACUCCAGUCCGAGAUAGCUAGCCCACCCGACCUGAUUCGAAGUAUUUGGGCGGACCAGAUUAACUCGGAACGAUCUCUGAGCCCUCUGUCUCCGGGCGCUCAGUCUGGUCGCCGUCGACUUCCCCGACCAGCAUAUAUAUCUCCCAGCCCCGACGGGUCCUCAUCCAGAUCCCCAUCCCUCAUGCCACCAGGCUCGUCGGGCCGUGAUGGCCAGGGACGCAUGAAGCGCCGGAAGCUGGAUGCCGAUGAUAACCGAGAGGAAUACCAAGGGUUUAAUUACGGGCGAUAUGGACAGGUCUAUCCCGGAAUGUUGCAAAUGGAGAUUGCGAGCUGUGACGGAGGAAACUAUGAUCCGGAUGGCUCGCGCCCGGACAACGUCUUGGAAAACAACCAAGACGUCUAUUCGACCAAAGAAAACCGCUGCAAUCUGAUACUACGUCACCGAGGCGAGGCACCUUUCUGUUUAAAGAAGAUUGUUAUCAAAGCACCUCAAUGCGGUUUCGAUGCCCCAAUUCAAGAGGGCAUGGUAUUUGUCUCCAUGUCAUCUGACGAAUUACUCGAUCGCACUGCACGGUAUCAAAUUCAAUAUUCUAGUCCCCAGUGGCGCCGCCGACACCGUCGGCAUGGUCUUCAGCCAUCUCAGGAGUACUUGAAUGCAUACAGAUCACCGCUGCAAAACCUCGAACGCACAGUUCUCAUGGGACCCAAUUCAGACAGUUCAGCUUCUGAUACAACAGACGACCCACAAAGACACUUCCGCAUUACCACGGAAUACGACGAGAACAACGAGGAAAACAGUCAUCCUGAAAAUGACGACACUGCCUCUUUUACAGAAUUCGAAAGAACUCAAGGUGACCAAAGUGACCAUGGUGACCACAUGGAAGACCUGUUAUCAGAAACCGACGAAACACCGACCGAUGACGACGACGAUACUUCCAGAACUAUCCGCCGACGCAUCCAACUCAAUCGGCGACAAAUCUUUCUCGCCCGCAAUGCUGAGCAGAACAGGCGUCGAAACCCAUCUCUUGUGAAUCCAAACCCACCACCCGAACCCAAUCCCCCAGAGGUCUUGAAACCACAUGCGCGGUUCUUCAUCGAGCGUCAGAAGAGCAUGGUCACUAUCAAAUUCGAUCCACCUCCAUCCGGUCGUUUCAUUCUGAUCAAGCUAUGGAGCCCACGACCCGAUGCGAACAUCGAUAUAGAAAGCAUAAUCACGCAUGGAUAUGCCGGUCCACGCUUUUUCCCGAGUAUUGCUCCCCGCUAA